CUGAAAUAUCUGGCCGACGCCGUAAAGCAUAAGAGAGAGAGAAACAUUUCUUUAAGGAAAACCUUAAAAGCAAAAUUUUAUCGCUCUUUGUCCGUCUCUUUGAAACCAUUUCCCAUACCCCAAACAUGUCGUUCGUCGGGGACGUCAGCAGCGUCGGCGGCGCUAGCACCGUCGGCGUAAACAAUAAGCAGUUCUUUUGCCACCAAUGCAACCGUACCGUCAGUAUAACUAUCUCCCCUUCAUCUGACCCCUCUUGUCCCUUAUGCAACGAGGGAUUUCUCGAAGAAUACGAAAACCCUAACCUUAAUCCAGGAUCCGCCUUCCAUGACCCGAACCCGAACUUUAACCCAUUCUCUGACCCCUAUUUGACGAUGUCGGAUCCUGUCUCCUCCUUCCUCCAGCUCCUUUUUCCUUCCUCCUCUUCAUCAUCCCCUGCUUCCGUCGGGUCGACCCGUUCUGGCAGUGGCGACCCGUUCGCUUUCGAUCCAUUUGCCUUCAUUCAAGGUCAUCUCAGCGAUCUACGUUCACGCGGGGCGCAGAUCGAGUUCGUGAUUCAAAGCAAUCCGUCCGAGCCGGGCUUUCGGAUUCCUGUGAACAUCGGUGAUUAUUUCAUCGGACCGGGCCUCGAGCAACUGAUCCAGCAGCUGGCCGAAAACGACCCUAAUCGGUACGGAACCCCACCAGCAUCGAAAUCAGCCAUGGACACGCUACCUUCGGUGAACAUUUCGAAGCAUAACUUGAGUUCGGAGUUCAACCAGUGCGCAGUUUGUAUGGACGAAUUCGAGGAUGGGACUGAAGCAAAACAGAUGCCCUGCAAGCAUCUUUAUCAUAAGGAUUGCAUAUUUCCGUGGCUCGAAUUGCAUAACUCUUGCCCUGUGUGUCGUCACGAGUUGCCUACAGAUGAUCCUGAUUAUGAGAGGAGGGUUCGUGGUGCACAGGGGACUGGUGGUGGCAAUGAUGGUAGUAGUAGUGGUCUUGCCGAUAAUGCGCAGAGGUCUGCCGGGGAUAAUCGAACGGUGGAGAGGAGUUUCAGGAUAUCGCUUCCUUGGCCAUUUAGGGCUCGUGGGUCGGGUUCAGGAUCAGGCGAUAAUGCGGAGACCAGGCAAGAAGAUCUGGAUUGAGAACUCUUUGAUAGGCUUUGCGUGCAAUAGUAGUUCUCCGAGUUCAGUAAAGGCAAAAUUUUCAGGACCAUUGAAAUUUGGGGUGGCUGAAGAAAGAUUAUAGGAGCAUGUCAUUUUCUUCUGGAAUUCUCUUAAGAUUAUUUAGGUGUUCCUCCAAUGUAAAACUAGAAGUUAUAUUAUCGUUUUUCUUUAGGACGUGUUGUUAAGGAAAGCAUGCAAAGAACUUGCAGGAGAAAAAAGUUACUGGUGAGGGUCAGGAAUAAGAAAAGCGUAAGUUAUUUUUAUACUUCCAGGAUAUGAUUUGUGGCACUAACAACAUAUUCAGUGGAAGAAACUCACAAGUUGUAAUGGUCAUGUAAUGUCUAGGUUAUGUUAUGUGUUGUCACUCAAUUCGAUAUUUAUUUGCUUGAUUUUGUUUCAUUGUUAAGCUGUCUGAACUUGUCCUGGUAGCUGGGGUUGAAGCUAUUUAUGUAUUUCUUCAGUACAAUAUCUAGCUGUAAUGUCAUACUUGAUGCUUAAGAAUGGCAAGGAUCUUUUAAUGUUCA
Gossypium raimondii (Peruvian cotton) is the source of this 1666-nucleotide messenger RNA. Its product is annotated as E3 ubiquitin-protein ligase RING1. Gene Ontology annotation, cellular component: cytoplasm. The coding region runs from base 126 to 1121 and encodes 331 amino acids. The transcript has 2 exons. The record is from RefSeq and is a predicted model, not a curated record. Gene Ontology annotation, biological process: protein ubiquitination. Gene Ontology annotation, molecular function: ubiquitin protein ligase activity. NCBI's taxonomy places the organism in Eukaryota, Viridiplantae, Streptophyta, Magnoliopsida, Malvales, Malvaceae.